AUGGCAGCUUUACAAAGAUUCUUACAGCUGGAGCGCAGAAGGCGGCUGAGAAGUCAAUCAGUUUAUAUAAAUGCCCACAUAAGGACAAAUUUUACCCCUCUUGACUCACUAUCUGAUGAUGCAAUUUUAAGAAAAUUCCGUCUUCCAAGGACCAAGAUUCUUGAAUUAUUUCAGAUAGUGAAACCACACCUUCAGAGGGCAACAAGAAGAAACUACGCCUUAAGUCCAGAGGUGCAGUUGUUAGCUACACUGCGUUAUUUUGCUGUUGGAAGUUUUAUGGAGGUGGUGGGUGAUGGCCUGGGGCUCAGCAAGUCUUCAGUCAGCAAAACUGUGACAACAGUAACACCUUUGCUGUUAGAGCUGAUGAAGAGCAUCCUGGUUUUCCCCAAAACUCCUGAGGAAAUACAGCUGGCCAAUCAACAAUUCUAUGAUAUUGACAACAUCCCCAGAGUGAUUGGCAUCAUUGAUGGCACCUUAAUCCCAGUAUUAAGCCCUAAGGUAAAUGAGCCCUUGUACAUUUGCAGGAAGGGCUAUCCAGCCAUUAAUGUUCAAGUAGUGUGUGAUCACCAGGGAAUGUUCACUGACAUUGUGGCAAAAUGGCCUGGAAGCACACAUGACUCUUUUGCAUGGGCCAAUUCUGCAAUUUGCCAGAUGGCUGAAGAAGGUGGCUUUGGUGAUAGCUGGCUGCUGGGAGACAGUGGAUAUCCUCUUCGCCCCUACCUCUUGAGACCUGUGCAGCAUCCAGCCACCAUUGCAGAGGAAAGGUUUAAUCAGGCCCAUGGAAGGACACGCUCUAUAGUGGAGAGGACUAUAGAUAUGUUUGGAUGGUAG
Molecule: messenger RNA, 831 nt
Organism: Xyrauchen texanus (razorback sucker)
Lineage: Eukaryota; Metazoa; Chordata; Actinopteri; Cypriniformes; Catostomidae
Product: putative nuclease HARBI1
Exons: 1
Coding region: 1-831 (276 amino acids)
Source: RefSeq, a predicted model, not a curated record